Molecule: messenger RNA, 1947 nt
Organism: Aureobasidium namibiae CBS 147.97
Lineage: Eukaryota; Fungi; Ascomycota; Dothideomycetes; Dothideales; Saccotheciaceae
Exons: 5
Coding region: 1-1947 (648 amino acids)
Molecular function (GO): oxidoreductase activity; copper ion binding
Source: RefSeq, a predicted model, not a curated record
AUGCAUCCUCUUCUGCUACUUGCUCUAUUCCCCUUGGCUCAGGCCAAAGACUGGGACUCUCGGCCUUACAAGAACUUCUUCGAGUAUCCUCUGCCGAUUCCUCCUGUUAAAAUUCCUGUCAAAUCGUUUGAAAACAUUGACUACUACGAGAUUGAUAUCAAGCCUGUCGACAUCGAAAUAUAUCCUGGCAUCAAAGCGCGCCAUGUUGGAUAUGAUGGUAUGGUUCCCGGACCAACUUUCAAGAUGAAACAAGGCCGCGAAGCUGUUGUUCGCUUCAUCAACCAUGCCGACCGUGCGAACUCAGUCCACCUUCAUGGAUCAUACAGCCGUGCACCAUUUGAUGGAUGGGCUGAGGACACUACCGAACCUAACCAAUACAAAGAUUACUACUAUCCCAACGCACAGGCUGCCAGGACGCUUUGGUACCACGACCAUGCUGUCGGACACACCGCCGAGAAUGCCUACUAUGGACAAGCAGGCUUCUACAUCCUGGAGGAUGCUCAUAAAAACUCUCUCAACCUCCCCUCUGACAAAUUCGAUAUCCCUCUUGCUCUCUCGGCCAAGCGCUACAACGCCGAUGGCACACUUUGGGAUCCCGAGCUCAACGGAGAAACCACCAGUGUCUUUGGUGAUAUCAUCCAGGUCAACGGUCAACCUUGGCCAUACCUCAAGGUGGAGCCUCGUAAGUAUCUGUUCCGCUUCCUCGACACUUCUAUCAGUCGUUCUUUCCAGCUCUACGCUGAAGCAGACAAGAACAAAGGCACCCGCAUCCCCUUCACAGUCAUCGGCUCGGAUGCGGGCCUUCUUGCGAGCCCUGUUGACACUACCCAACUCGACAUCUCCAUGGCGGAAAGAUGGGAAGUCGUUUUCGAUUUCGCCAAGUAUGCUGGUCAGAACGUCACACUCAAGAACACCGGCAAGGUCGCUGCAGACGAUGACUACAUUGCCACCGACCGUGUGAUGAGAUUUGUUGUUGGUGAUACUGUCCUCGAUAACACCAACAACGAUCCCCUGCCCGCAAACCUUCGCAAUGUUCCAUUGCCACCAGCCAAGUCAGGCGUCGACCGUUCUUACGAGUUCAUGCGCAGCAAUGGCGAGUGGCAGGUCAAUGGUGUCACUUGGGCCGAUGUUGAGGACAGAGUCAUCGCCAAGCCAGAGAGAGGCUCUGUGGAGCGCUGGGAGCUUAUCAACAGUGCAGGCGGUUGGAGUCACCCAAUUCACAUCCAUCUUAUCGACUUUCAGGUUGUCGGUCGCAGUGGCGGCACUCGCGGAGUGCUUCCUUACGAGCAGACCGCAUUGAAGGAUGUUGUGUGGUUGAACAAGAACGAAAAGGUUCAAGUCCUUGCUCGCUAUGGCCCAUGGGAUGGUCUCUACAUGUUCCACUGCCACAACUUGAUCCACGAAGACCACGACAUGAUGGCCGCUCUCAACGUCACUGCGCUAAAAGACCUCGGUUACGACGAAAAGACCUCCUUCAUUGAUCCCAUGGAUACCAAGUACCGCGCCAAGGCCUUCAAAGCCGAGGAUCUUGAAAACCGCAAGGGCGACUUUGACAUCGACACCAUCGAAAAGAAAUGCAAAGACUUCCAAGACAUGGAUGCAUACAAAAAAGUCAAUGAAGUUGAGGAGAAGCUUGAAGAGUAUUGGAAGACCAGACAGUCACAGACAACAUUGCAGACCGUGACUUCGUCGAGCAGCAGCAGCAAUUCUGCUUCUGUGGUCGCUUCUAGUGCUUCUCAGGCUGUUUCCGGUUCUGGUUCUGGAUCAUCGGUCGCGUCUGCACCCGUGGCUUCCUCGGCCGCAGUGGCUAGCAGUACACCAGGAAGUACUCUCGUUACAUCGGCAAGCUCGGCGAAGACGACCUCUUCCACAAAGAGCGAUGACAAGGGUGGUAAAAAGACUACAUCCUCAUCGACCGCCGCAAAGUCAUCGAGCAAGAAGAAAUGA